This is a messenger RNA of Rotaria sp. Silwood1, 1653 nucleotides long. NCBI's taxonomy places the organism in Eukaryota, Metazoa, Rotifera, Eurotatoria, Philodinida, Philodinidae. The record is from the annotation of a GenBank genome assembly.
AGGCGUCCACUAUAGAGAGGUGUCCACUAUGAGAGGUUUUACUGUAUGCACAUACAAUGUUAUAGUGGAAAAGUUCCAACAUGAAUUGGGAAAAACAAUAUAUAUGAAGGAAAGAUGAAACUAGGAAAUGUCCAAGAUAUCCGUAUAGUGACUAUAAGGGAAAAUUCCAUGAGUCACUACCAGAAGUGUAAGCCGAAGGGUAAAACGGUUGCUGUUUUAAUAGUCCAAUUUUUUGUCCAUGGCGGUGGCGCCUACUAGACUCUAUGUUUUUUUUUACACCUGCAGCAGCGACUUUAAUUGUAAAAUUUCUUUUUCCAUAGCAGCGGCGGCUAAUAUACUUUAUGCUUUUUUGCACCGGCGGCGGGUUUGACAACCAAAAAAGAAAUAUUUUUGCUCCUAAAAGACAAGAAAAUGACCGAUCGCAUAUGUAUCGAUGUCAACGGUGGUGCAUCACGCUAUUAUCGAAAAUUUUCGUUCGUGGCGGCGGCGGAACGACUGAACUAACUUCUUCACAGCGGCGGCGGCGGCGUCGGCGUAGCUGAAUGGCUUACACCUCUAGUCACCACAUGAUAUGUUCGUUCUCUUUCGUUCUGCCGGGUAUUUUUUUUUCUAGUGUAUCCUCUUUAAAUUUUCCUGUGUUUUCUUUCUUUCUUGCUUGGCGGUGAUCAUUCAUAUAUUUUUAUAACUGUAUUGUGUUAUCUAUUAGUAUGUUCCAAUUUGCUUCUAAUAUCUAAUAUAAAUACCUGUUGUUUCUAUGUAAUGUCAGAGGAAUGAUUAGAGAAAUUAACUGAUUCAAACUUAAUAUAGCAAUUUACACAUACAAAAACAUAUAUCGAACAUAAUAUUAAUCUUCUUAUUAAAAUUUAUAGACUAAAAUUCUUUUCUUUUUAGACUUCAAUGAUGAAUCAAACUUCAACUAAUCCAUCAAAUGCUAUGAUAUCAACUCAACCUCAACAAACAGUUGAUAACGAGCUAAUAUUAAAUCAAACGAUUGCUUCAUUAUCAAUCAACAAUCCUGAACAACAAUAUACUGAUGUUCAACGAAAACAAUUUAUUCAAAAACAAAUUGUUUUAUUAUUACAUGCACAAAAAUGUCAACAACGUGAAAACCAAACUAUUAAUGAUGAAACAACACGUCCAAAUACGUGUACAUUACCACAUUGUAGUACUAUGAAAAAUGUUUUACAACAUAUGACAAAAUGUAAUGAUCAUACAACAUGCACUAUUCCUCAUUGUGUUACUUCACGUCAGAUUAUUUCACAUUGGAAACAAUGUAAUAAUUCUCAAUGUUCAAUUUGUCAACCACUUAAAACACCAUCAAUCUUAGCUCUAUUAUAUCGAACAACAAAUAAUAAUAUUAAUGCAACAAAUGCACCAAUAACAAUCAAUAAAGAAUGGCAAAGAUGUAUUACACAAGAGAUACGUCAACAUCUUGCACAAAAAAUUAUAACAGCACUUAUACCAAUAACUAAUACGGAUGCUAUUCGUGAUAUACUUAUUAUUUAUUUAGCUGAUUAUGCUCGAUGUAUUGAAAAUGAAGCGUUUGAAAUAGCUGAUAGUCGUGAAGAAUAUUUUCAUAAAUUAGCUGUAAAAAUUUAUAAACUUCAUAAGGAAUUAGAAGAUCCUAUCAAUCAAAAUAUCGAUUUUAACUAA